AUGCGUCGCACUUUUGGAGGGCUUCAGCAGGGUCCUGGUCGAACUUUUUUGAGUUUGGCCAAACAAAGAAAAAUUGAUGAAACAAUUCGAGUUGACCAGGCUGGUGAGGUGGCUGCAGUUCGCAUAUGCAAGCAUCAGCUAUUCUGGAUGUCACCAUUGGAUCCUUCUGUUCCAAUUGUGAAAGAAAUAUUAAAAGAUGAAGUGGUUCAUGAAGAGACUAUGAACAAACUAGCAUCACAACAUUCUGUAAGACUUACAUCCCUAGAUCCAUUCUUUAAUGCAGGGGCUUUUGCUAUGGGAACCCUUACCGCUUUUCUUGGUAAAGAGGCUAUGAUGUGUUGUCAUGCUGCAGUUGAAAUUACCAUAGCUAAUCAUUAUAAUGAUCAACUUAGAGAACUUGAAUCACUUGAAAGAGAAGAAGGGGAGAUAAAAGGUGAGGAUACUGAGGCGUGGAAAAAUGUUAAGGAUGUUAUUGUGAAAUUCAGAAAUGAAGAAGAGCAUCAUCAACACCUGGGAGAAACAAAUGGAGCUGCAGAGGCUCCUGCUUAUCCUUUAUUAUACAAUGGAAUACGGUUUGCUUGUAUGUUUGGUGUUGAAAUGGCCAAAAGGUUUUAG
Molecule: messenger RNA, 615 nt
Organism: Trypanosoma theileri
Lineage: Eukaryota; Euglenozoa; Kinetoplastea; Trypanosomatida; Trypanosomatidae
Product: putative ubiquinone biosynthesis protein COQ7
Exons: 1
Coding region: 1-615 (204 amino acids)
Biological process (GO): ubiquinone biosynthetic process
Cellular component (GO): mitochondrial inner membrane
Molecular function (GO): 3-demethoxyubiquinol 3-hydroxylase activity
Source: RefSeq, a predicted model, not a curated record